AUUAGGCAAGAUCCCCCAACAAAGAAGAACCCAAACAGAGGGGCUUCAGGGCUGUGUUUACUUUAGAAAUCGAUAAAGUGGCAGUGGGACGAGCAAAGACCAUCGCUGAGAAGUCAAAGGUUGCUCCGUGAAAACUCGUCCCUUAGUCUUUAGCAGUUUGAAGACAGGAAGUGGCGUUGCUAGCAGGAUUGCGAGGAUGUGUGCUUCCUUUAAAAGGAGAAGAAUUAACUGUGUGUGACUUGACGCGAACUGAGAGAGUGCAAAACUAUUAGGAAAGAGGAGACAACCCCCCCCCCCCCAAACAACUAGUCUGUCUGGUUCACCGAGGUUGCACGCAAUACAAGUGGCCGGCAGACUAAAAGGCUUUGGCUUAAAAACUCCAGGUAAUUGUAUGACUAAAAUAAUAUGGAACAAAUAAAAGAAGACAAGAAAUAAAAUAACACACAAAGGGAUGAUGCGUCACGAUUAUCCUCAUCCGUCUUGAGUCAUUGGAAAUUAGGAUCCCAGUGGCACGUGCGUGAGUUCCUUACCCUAUCGAACCUCCAGUGACGUGCACAGACGCUCGCCGGCGGAACGUAGGCGCGUGCAUUUAAGUACCGGAGGUUACAGGCUUGCGCAUUUGUGGGGAUUCAGACAGAGCAGAGGAUAGCGUUGCAUAUCAAAAUCUCCACAGCUCACAGUAUCAGUAUACAGUGACAACCUGUGCAGUGACUAAGGAAGAUAACUGAGUCUUUCAGUAACGCCAGCUGUUUUUACAGUGUCUUCAGUCACUAUGGAUUUUAACAGUUCCAAGAAUAUCACGUUCCUGGAUUCGGAGUUCCGCUACAAACUGUUCCCAGCCUUUUACAGCGUGGUGUUUGUGCUGGGCCUGCUGGCUAAUGCCUACGUCCUCUACGUUUUGUGGCACAUUCGUGAGGCCAAGGCCAUGAACGAGAUACGAAUCUACAUGACCAACCUGACGGUGGCCGACCUGCUGUUCGUCUGCGUGCUGCCCUUCUGGAUCGACUACUACAUGCGGAGGGGCAACUGGGUCCACUCUGAUGCGCUCUGCCGCCUCUCUGGCUCCUUUUUCUUCAUCAACACCUACUGCUCUGUGCUCUUCCUCGCCGUCAUCAGUAUCAACCGCUACUGGGCCGUGACCCGCCCGCUGGUCGCUGCCUCCUCAGACUGCUGGAAGCGCGGGGCGUGCAUCUCGUUCGCCGUCUGGGCCGUCACUCUGGCGGCGGCAGCCUAUCAGCUCACUAGCGUGGGCCUCCAGAUGGACAAGGAGAAGGAGAUCGAGCGAUGCAUGGAGGGCUACCACACGACGAAGUACAACGAGAAGAUGAUCGUGGCAGUGACCCACUUCCUCAUCGUCGGCCUAUUCAUCUUGGUCUUCCUCCUGGUGGUGGCGUGCAACGUGCUGAUUGCCCGCGCCCUGCUGUCUCAGCCCAUCAGCCAGCCGCGCGCCAGCACGGGCCGUCGCCCCCACGGCACCAAGCGACGUGCCCUGCGCAUGCUCUGCGCCGUGGUGGGCGUGUUCAUCGUGUGCUUCUUGCCGCAUCACCUGGUGCAGGUGCCCUGGGUGAUAGCCGUGCUGGAACUGGUGGAAUGGGACGACAACACACGGCAGGUUCUGAACGAUGCUCACCAGGUGACACUGCUCCUCAUGGGCCUGAACUGCAUCCUGGACCCCAUCGUCUACUGCUUUGCCACCAGGAAGUUCCGCAAGUACAUCCAGAGUCACCUGAACAGGGUGAGGCAGAGCAAGAACUGUUCCAACUACACCACCACCACGAACAUGUCAAUGAAGACCAGGAACCAGAACGAGAUGAUCAGUGUGUUUGAGGAGCCAAAGGAGUAGCAUGGGAACAGGCGAGACAUGAGAACCCUUGCGAACGAGGAGCUGGUGUGGCUUGUGGCAGACACGUUUAAGACGUGAAGGGAGACAGCAUGGAGGAAUUUGGAGCUGGGAUUCCUUCUGGAGCCAGUCAGUAACUGUGACAUUUCAUAUGUGUGAACUGAUAGAGAGAGAGUGAGACAGGUAAAGAAAGAAUUACCCAGUUGUAUGACAGCACAGUGCUGAGGCAAUCCUCCCUGCUUCAGGAUAUUCUGCAUCCAGAGAGCACGAAGGAACACUCUACUAGGAGGUGUUCACGUAGCUGAUAAAAAAAACAAAAAAAACAACAAAAAAAAAAAAAAGUUUCCUGAAUUACAAAAUCUUGGGGUUUUUUUUUUGAAGUCAAUGCAAAACCUCCCAUCCUCCUAAUUCAUGAUAAACAUUUUAACUUCCCCAAUUUUUGCUCGGUUUCACAACACGACACUUUUUUUGGUUUGUUUUACCAUGUUUUGUGUUUCGCAAAACUUCUGAAAUUUGGACAAAGUGAGUUGAACGACUGAUGCAGGAGUGUUGAUCUGUCACAGAGAGGACAUGUGAUUCACCUGUAUGACACAUGUCACACGCUCUCAUCCAGAGUUACUUCAAUAUUUAUUGCUAUGAGAGUGUAUGUGCUCCUGGUAACAGAAGGCAUGACCUCAGUAUUACCAGCGUAAAGCUCUGUUAGUGCUACCCGCUCUACCAGUGCAGACUUGCUUUCCUCAGAUUCCUUCCUGCUCCCACGUAUCCGGUUUUGGCUGACCUUCCAGGUGAACCCCAAGCGGGUCUGAACACCGGCAGGGGCAAAAGGUCAGGACACCCUGCACUGCUUAAAGCCCCCAGGCUCCAGUAAAGGUCCAUGUGCCAAAACAUGUUGAUUUCAAGAACUUUUCAGAGCUCACCAGGUGAGCAGGUCUUGCUGUAUGGAUCAAUGUGUGACAGGAAGCACAACCCACACAUGACUCAUGCUCACGCCUGCCCCUGUAAGCUUCUGUCCUGAUUUAUGUCCUGUAGUUCCCAUGAGCAGUAAACACAGUGUUAAUCUCUAGUGUUAUGAUGAAAUAACAUAUAUUGUUCCCCAUAGUUCUACAUGAAGUGUGUAAUUUUGCUAUAAAUGGUAAUAUAUGGUAUGUAACUGCAUACUGUGUGGUAUUACUGUCUGGUAUUACGGUGUGGUAUUACUGUAUGUAUUACUUAUGUUUUUUAACAUAAACGAUUGAUUUUUAAUGUGAAUAGUUUGUGAAAAUCCAAAGCAAAAUUAUAUUACAUUUUAAAAAUUA
Messenger RNA from Electrophorus electricus (electric eel), 3135 nucleotides. It is a transcript of the gene ptafr, whose product is annotated as platelet-activating factor receptor. Gene Ontology annotation, biological process: chemotaxis; G protein-coupled receptor signaling pathway. Gene Ontology annotation, molecular function: platelet activating factor receptor activity; G protein-coupled purinergic nucleotide receptor activity. Gene Ontology annotation, cellular component: membrane. Lineage: Eukaryota; Metazoa; Chordata; Actinopteri; Gymnotiformes; Gymnotidae. The record is from RefSeq and is a predicted model, not a curated record.